AUGUUACAUGCAGCACGGGAGAAACUCGUCCCUAUUCGAGGGCGCCUAAAUUCCAUCGGUCUCGCUUUAUGUCGACUGCUGUGUGGCAAGGACCCGAGGAUCCGCGGGCGAGCUUGGCAUCGGAUCUUUGAGAAGGCUGACUGGCUCAAGAAGGCUGCCAAACUCGGCGCGUGCCCAACGCUGAUUGGGACGGACCUCCCAGGCCUGGCGGGUGGACAGGCUAAUCUGUACCUUUUACUCGCGGAUUUUGACCUGCACGGAGAUCUCCGGUACGACAUCGACACCUUCCUGGACUGCUUACGUCGACCCUACACCCUCGACAAGAAGCGGUGGGAGGUUUGCCUCGAAGAAGGCAUCACGGUCGCUAUCCACGCGUUGAAAUGGAGCGCGGAGGUCACGCCUGUCGACACGGAGCGAAUUUUCACGGACGCUCGCCCUGAGGCGGUUUCGACCUAUUACAUGUUCUGGGACCACCCCGAGCUUUUCAAGACCCGCAGAGGAAAUCUCGGUAGUCAAGGAGGUCCUUCUGCCACCGACCCGAUAACUCAAGCGCUUACGCUCCGACCGAGUCACCCCGACUUCGAUUGCGUGUUCAAGCUCGUGCACCCCAAAAACGGCCCAAUGGGAUGGUUUGCGGUUCGUCGUAGGGGUCCGGGUCACGCCCCUGCAGUCCAGGAUGGCCCUCGAUGA
This is a messenger RNA of Exophiala aquamarina CBS 119918, 690 nucleotides long. RefSeq lists its product as uncharacterized. The transcript has a single exon. Bases 1 to 690 code for a protein of 229 amino acids. The record is from RefSeq and is a predicted model, not a curated record. NCBI's taxonomy places the organism in Eukaryota, Fungi, Ascomycota, Eurotiomycetes, Chaetothyriales, Herpotrichiellaceae.